Molecule: messenger RNA, 1212 nt
Organism: Rhopalosiphum maidis (corn leaf aphid)
Lineage: Eukaryota; Metazoa; Arthropoda; Insecta; Hemiptera; Aphididae
Gene: Coq3
Product: ubiquinone biosynthesis O-methyltransferase, mitochondrial
Exons: 7
Coding region: 254-1090 (278 amino acids)
Biological process (GO): ubiquinone biosynthetic process
Molecular function (GO): 2-methoxy-6-polyprenyl-1,4-benzoquinol methyltransferase activity
Source: RefSeq, a predicted model, not a curated record
GUAAACUGUUCAACCACAGAAUAACGUUCAACGUUCAAGUUCAUCUAAUGCAGAUUUUAGAGCUGUUAAAUAUUUAUGACAAAAGCUUACUCGUUUUUAGAUUAAAAAAAAAUUAAUUAAGUUGCUACUUGCUACAGUUAACUUGCUACCUGGCAUCUUGUAUAGAUUGUUGUUGACAUUGUACAAAUAUUAGUUUCAACGUAUUAUUAUUUCUAUAUUCACUUUAAGUUUAAUAUUUAAAAGUUUUAUAAUUAUGCUUAACUCCAAAAUGAAUUUGAUAGCAAAAAAAACAAACAUUGCAAACUCUUUCAUUAUUUUCAGAUCCUUAACACAAAAUUAUGUUAAAGAGACAGUAAAUGCUCACGAAGUAGAACAUCAUUCCAAUAUGAAAGACUAUUGGUGGGACAGCAAUGGACCACUGAAUACAUUACACUCUUUUAAUCCAUUGAGAGUUUCGUUUAUAAUAAAUGGAUUAACAAAUAUGAAAAAAAUUGAAACAAAAAACAUUGGAACUCGUCAAAGCUUAGAAAAUAUAAAAAUACUUGAUGUUGGUUGUGGUGGUGGAGUUUUAACUGAGGCAUUAGCACGUCUUGGCGGUAAUGUAACCGGAAUAGAUCCCAGUAAAGAACUAAUAACAGUCGCCAAUGAUCAUUCUGUGAUUCUUAGAAAUAAAAAUAUCAAAUAUUUCAAUGAAUCGGUUGAAGAGCAUGUAUUAUCAAACACAGAAUCAUAUGAUGCAAUUGUAACUUCAGAAGUUUUGGAGCAUGUAUCUAAUAAAUAUGGCUUUUUAACAAACUGUAUUGAUUGUUUAAAGCCUGGAGGAUCUUUGUUUAUAACAACCCCAAAUAGAACGAUUUGCUCAUGGUUAAGUGUUAAAGUUAUAGGAGAAACAUUUGAUUUUAUACCAAAAGGUACACAUGAAUGGGAAAAAUUUAUAUGUCCUCAUGAAUUGCAGUCAAUUUUAGAAAUAAAUUGUAAAUGUGAUACUAUUUCAAUUAAUGGACUAUCUUAUAAUCCUUUUACAAACCGAUGGAGUUGGACUAAUUCAACAGAUGUAUCUUAUGCCAUACACGCAGUGAAAAGUACAUAGCCUGUAGCUACUACCUAUCAUUAAUUAUUACUUUGUAUUAACCAUUAUAUUAUAUUAUGAUAAUAUUUGUAUAAAUUUAUUUGUUAUAGCACUAUUAAGUUAUAAUAUAAAUAUUCAAUUUA